Cataglyphis hispanica is the source of this 873-nucleotide messenger RNA. RefSeq names its product transmembrane protein 17B-like. Bases 159 to 725 code for a protein of 188 amino acids. Gene Ontology annotation, cellular component: ciliary transition zone. The transcript is spliced from 4 exons. Gene Ontology annotation, biological process: non-motile cilium assembly. Lineage: Eukaryota; Metazoa; Arthropoda; Insecta; Hymenoptera; Formicidae. The record is from RefSeq and is a predicted model, not a curated record.
CGACUUCUCUUAGCCUUCUCUCUGUUACAAGUAUUCAUUGUUGCGUCACGCGAUUGAAUUUUUUGUAUGCAAAAAAUUGAAAUACAAAUUCGGAUUCGAAAUAUGUAUAAUUGAAUUUUACGUUUGCACCUGAACGUGAGAAUCUUAUGUUAUAAGCAAUGUGGAUGUGGAGGACAUCAAUUGUUACUGCAUCGGAUCGUAUAUUUCCCGGUUUAGCCUAUUACGAUCGGAAAAAGGAAUUUUAUGAUGUAGGAAAUCAGAUACAAUCCAAUUUGCCACUCCAAAUGGCAUUGUACUUUAAUGUAGGGAUAUUUCCAUUAUGGUUUGCUAUAAUAAUUGUUAACUUGGACGCAAAAUAUUAUUAUUUGACAGAUGUAUACAAAGUUAUAACUAUAGCGGUAUUUAUUGUUAUUUCAACAUUGGAAAGUUUACGACUAUACUUGGGAUAUCUUGGAAAUUUAGCAGAAAAGAUUCCAGAACUGGCAAGUUUUUGGCUGAUAUCUACUCUCAUACAUUUUCCUUUAGAGAUGUUCCUUCUUUUUGAUAGUAAAACUAUACCUCAUCUUAGCGAAACAAUUGCUAAUGGUGUCAUGAGUUUUCUGCUCAUUAUAGAAAUUAUUACAGCUACAAUAGCUUUGAAGCAGUUGGCAAAUCAUCAUGCUAAAAGAUUUUAUGUUGCACAAUUAUAUGGAAUUGAUAAUAUAGAGUAUAUUAAUGUGUAUUGACUUUAUUGCUUCUGUGUGUGAUUUUAUAAUAUAAUAUAUAUUAUUGUGUUAUAUUAUAAUACUAUAUAUCAUAAUACUUAAUGCAAUGUGUGAUAUUUAAAUGAUGUUAGAUCUAAUUUUUAUAUUUUGAUAUAAUUUAUAGAUAUGU